Molecule: messenger RNA, 1560 nt
Organism: Diachasma alloeum
Lineage: Eukaryota; Metazoa; Arthropoda; Insecta; Hymenoptera; Braconidae
Gene: Dpit47
Product: tetratricopeptide repeat protein 4
Exons: 6
Coding region: 321-1505 (394 amino acids)
Molecular function (GO): Hsp90 protein binding
Source: RefSeq, a predicted model, not a curated record
AACCAGCAGAGGACCUAGGCUGUGCCUAUAACAUCCAAUAACCUCAACAUCUCAAUGUGAACAUAACCUUGUAGAGCGUAGUUUAAUUGGCGCUAGAAACGGUUCUCGAGGUACUUUGAUAGGUCACUAUAGUUGAGAAAUUAAAUCAUUUUCAUAAAUUUCCUUUGAUUUUAUAUUCGUUCUGAUUGAAAAAUUAUUUGACAUCGAUUGAAGCAUUCGUUGUAAAAAUAAAAACUAAAUUGUCAUUGAUUAUCAAGAUUCAACUGUGCAGAUUGCUAGAAAAAUCAAUUUAUAAUUUUUCGGCAUUGUGAUGAAAAAAGAUGUCAGCAGAAUCAGGAGAUAAUGAGGGAAAACAAUGGACAGAGGCUGAGCGCCUGGAGCUAGCAGCGAAGCUGGAUGCUGAAUUAGAUGAAUACAUAAGUAAUUUGGAGAAGAAAUCAUAUGAUGAGGGUUGGCCAGAGGAUCGAUGGCAAGAAGAAAUGGAGAAACAUCCAUUUUUCAUGAAGAAGCCCCCUGAACCUGGCGAUGAGAUCUCACCGUUGAUGGAAGGGCUCCAGCAGCUCAAGUAUGGCGAGGAUGAAAAUACACCUGAAGAAUUAGCAGCUAAUUACAAAGAAGAUGGAAACUUCAAUUAUAAACACAAAAAUUACCGUCUGGCAAUUCUAAGUUACACAGAAGGAAUAAAAACUAAAUGUAAAGACGGUCUCAGAGCUCAGUUGUACAAUAAUCGAGCAGCUUCCCACUUCAUGCUGAAGAACUAUCGAUCUUGUUUGAAUGAUUGCAAAAUGGCAUUGAAGCUCCAGGCGAACUAUCCUAAAGCUCUGAGUAGAGCAGCGAUGUGCUGCUAUCUUACGAAAAACUUUGAUGACUGCAUUGAACUGUGUAAUAUUUAUAUCGCUGAGCAUGAGUCCAAUAGUGAAAUCUCUAAAAUGCUUAAAAACGCAAAUCUGGAAAAGAAAAAACUGCAGAGGGAAAUAAGAUUGAGGGAAAUGAAGGAGAAAAAAGAAGAGAAGGAGGAAAACAGAUUGAUGGAGGCGAUUGAGCAGAGGACUAUCAACAUAGAUCUGUCAAAUGGCAAUAAAUCGUAUGAGUUGAAGGAUUUGGAGCCUCAGAUUCCCCAAUUAGCUCAGCAUAGAGUGAGGCUGGAUAAAGAAGAAGGAUUGAUCUGGCCUGUUAUGAUCCUUUAUCCAGAAACUAUGCAGACAGAUUUCAUUCAGAAUUUCCACGAAGAUACACCAUUCAUGGAUCAAUUGGAAGAACUUUUUGAAGUUCCACCUCCUUGGGAUAUGGGGCAUCGUUAUAUCGUUCCUAAUUUGAAUGUUUAUUUCGAAGGAAUUAAUAAAGCAUCUGUACAUAAAGUUGAUAUCAGUCGAACGCUGGGGACAAUCAUUCAACAAAAACAAUUCGUUCUGAGGGAUGGAACCCCGUCAUUUCUCGUGCUGAUAGCCUCCAGUGACGCUGAGAAACGAUUUUUGGAUAACUACAAAGUAUCAAGAAGCUUAUGAACAUUACCUUGCACAAUGAAAAAUAAAUGAAACAACUGCAUAUUCCGACUACCAA